AUGAGCAGGUAGCCGCUGGCCACAAGAGACACCCACAAGGGCAUUUCUCCAUCUGUGUUUGGCUGCAAAGAGGACCUCUUGACGCUCUGUAUCCAUGGCCUACAGAAGGGAGUCAGUCAGAAGACCAUCAGCUUCCAGAAGAGAGUCAGCCAGCCCACAGACAUCUUUCCGAAGACCUCCGUCCAGGAGACAAUCAUCUUUCAGAAGAAAACCAACCAGAAGAGAGUCCUCUUCCAGAAGACAGUCAACCGGAAGUCAGCCAUCAUCUUCCAAGUCACCUUAUGAUUCAUUUGAAGAAGGAGCAACAUCAUACAUUGACUCUGAAGAUUAUGAUUCAGAUAACGAUGGGGAUGAAGAGGACGAACCUUCAGAGAUGGAAGAAUCAGAACAUACUUUGAGCACAACGGUGAAGACAAAUAUCCAAGUGGAAGAGGAUGGCAUAGGCUUCAUACUCAUUCAGAAUGGGUUCUAUCUCCAGAUUUCGAGUCUGGUAGACAACAGUGCAGCAGCAAAAGAUGGAAAACUCCAACAAGGUGAUGUCCUGUUGAAAAUUGGACACGCCAAUGUCUUAGGAUGGACACUGCGAGAACUAAGGCAACUUUUGCACACAACUCCUGUAGGAACCGUUCUGCAAAUCCAAGUUUAUAGAGAUUUUGUGAUGUUACCAAGCCGGUGGGCACAUGUGGUUGAACAGAUUCCUGAAAAAAAGGGACCGGAGAUAUGCAUAUCAAGUGAGACCAGCGAAGAAGAUUGGACAAGCAGCGAAGGCUCCGACGAGGGCGCUGUUGGAAAUGCUGCGGUUACCGGGGGCAGCACCGCUGCUCCGGGGGAUGGCGCUACCGUUCCUGGGAGUGACAGCCAUUUGGUUUUUGGCGAGGAGGAUGAGGACGACAGCGCUGGCCCCAAAGCUACGGUCACUGCUGCUACUCCUGGCAGAACUGUACACUCCAGUACAGUUGGCAGCAAAUCCUUUGUUUUCGGCCCUCCUCAUCAGCCCAAAUGGAUCUCCAAAGACUGGCACAUCUUUGAAAGGAAAACUCACACUUUUACUGUAGGCCUGGAUAUUGGUUGUGACAUUAUGGUUCAUGGUUGUGAGGACGAAGGUAAUCAUGGCAUUUCAAGUGGUCAUUCAAGAUCUCCUUCGCCAUACUGGACUGUGUCAAAGGAUAUCACCGAGUUGAUGUCGACAUCAACAUCCUCCUCUGUCGUAUCCGAUGUGUUUUGGCUCGAUACUUUAGCUUACGAAAUGGAAUAGGUAGGCAACUGGAUCCAGUUUUAUGCCUCCGGCAACUGACUCUCUGAGGUUGUAUCCCGUUUGCUGGAUUUUUACUCACAACCCCAUCCCUCAACUGAAAUACACAUUCAUCUGUUUGCCUGAAAACCUGGUUUUUGAAGCCAGGAAAGUUCCCUCUGUGGAGGAAAAAGGAAAAACUGAAGUCAGUCUCCAUAGUAGCCAAGAUAGCCGUCAAGCUGCAAGGCAGAGUGGCUGGAGCACUCAACUGUCCUCUGUUUUAUCAGGUUAAGUGCAGGCUAUACUAUAUUUACCCAAAGGAAGAGGACUCUGGAUUUAAUACACUCCCCUGAUUUCUACCAUAACUUGGAAAAAACAAGCGUCUUGGAUUCAGGUAAAUACAGUACUUUUCUUCACAUAAACAAACAGUUUUUCCUCCAUAAACAAG
This is a messenger RNA of Hemicordylus capensis (graceful crag lizard), 1679 nucleotides long. RefSeq names its product PDZ domain containing 9 (gene PDZD9). NCBI's taxonomy places the organism in Eukaryota, Metazoa, Chordata, Lepidosauria, Squamata, Cordylidae. The record is from RefSeq and is a predicted model, not a curated record. The coding region runs from base 95 to 1255 and encodes 386 amino acids. The transcript has 6 exons. Gene Ontology annotation, molecular function: protein binding.